AUUUUUUUUAUAUGUGCUCUGUUAGUAUCGACAUCUCACCUUCGUUGGGUUCAAUUCUCCUUCCUAUAUUCUAUCAUAUAUAACCAAUAUAUACACCAAUCUCUCUUCAUCAUUUACAAUCAUUAAUCUCUUUUCGUCAUUUAUAAUCAUAGCACUAACAACAACAAAAAAAACGCUUUGAUCUCAGUUCAACCUUAAUCCUUGAGAACCAUAAAGAUGACGAUGGAGUACUACAAAGAAGACGAAGGGAUUCAUUUUGAUCCAACGUACGAAGAAGUCAUCCACAAGUAUCUUAAACCGAAGCUAAGAGGUGAAGACUGUGGAGACUUCAUAUUGAUGAAGGAUGUUUAUGCCAAGGAGCCAUGGCUGCUGGACCAUCCCAACAAUUCUUUUUUCAAGGAAGACGAAUGGUACUACUUCUCAACAAGGAAUCAGAUCUCCGAGAAGAAGAUUGGUCGUGGUAAGUACCCGAAGCGGAAGAUAGGCAACAACGACGGCAUCGACCGCGGGAACUGGAGGAUAAAUGCGAAAGAAGAUAUCAUUGACAAGGAUACAGGGGAUAUCAUUGGGAUCAAGAAAAACCUAACUUAUAAGGCACCAACACGAACAAGAAGCAGAAGAGAGGAGACGGUGCUUCUGCUCCAAGCAGCGAAAGCGGCUGGAUUAUGGACGAAUUUGUAAUUGUGUUACCGAAACCGG
This is a messenger RNA of Arabidopsis lyrata subsp. lyrata, 699 nucleotides long. RefSeq names its product NAC domain-containing protein 19-like. Gene Ontology annotation, molecular function: DNA binding. Bases 217 to 681 code for a protein of 154 amino acids. The record is from RefSeq and is a predicted model, not a curated record. NCBI's taxonomy places the organism in Eukaryota, Viridiplantae, Streptophyta, Magnoliopsida, Brassicales, Brassicaceae. Gene Ontology annotation, biological process: regulation of DNA-templated transcription. The transcript has a single exon.